AGUAAAAAGUGAGCUCCUCGGACGCACGACAACACACCAACUGAAGUGGAAAGCGGCUCCUGUUCUGCUCCUUAUCCCAUUUCGGACGCUGCGUACAAGGCUUCAGACUGCUGCAGGACUGAACCCAAAAAGGACGAAGUCAGAGUGAAGAAGACAGUGUCGCCUUCGGCUCGUGCGUUAAGUUUGCCUACAGUUUGCCGUCGGUUAUUGUUAUUUGUAUUUUUUCGGGCUCUUUAUGCCAGCGAAUUACUUUCCGACUUUGUAGUGUUAAUAGGUGGAAAGGUGGAAAUCAACUAUUUUUGUUUUCCAACUCGAAGACUAAAUUUAACCAAUGACGGCAGAGGUCCAGCAGCCCCCAGCGCAGACUCCUGCUCAGAGCAGCCCGAUGUCUGCUCCAGAGAAGCCGCACGGACAGACGGCGGUGAUGGAAACCGCCUCUUCCACUACGAAAACCAAAAAGACAAACGCCGGGAUCCGCAGACCAGAGAAACCCCCAUACUCUUACAUAGCUUUAAUAGUUAUGGCUAUCCAGAGUUCUCCAACCAAGCGCCUGACGCUGAGUGAAAUAUAUCAGUUCUUACAGAGCCGCUUCCCGUUUUUCAGGGGCUCAUACCAGGGAUGGAAGAACUCCGUGCGUCAUAACUUGUCCCUGAACGAGUGCUUCAUAAAGCUGCCAAAGGGCCUCGGCCGGCCAGGGAAGGGCCACUACUGGACUAUCGACCCUGCUAGUGAGUUUAUGUUCGAGGAAGGCUCCUUCAGAAGGAGACCCAGGGGUUUUAGGCGCAAGUGCCAGGCGCUGAAGCCAAUGUACAGCAUGAUGAACGGCCUGGGAUUCAACCACAUCCCCGAGUCCUACAACUUCCAGGGGAGCGGCGGGGGCCUAUCCUGUCCGCCCAACAGCUUGUCUCUGGACAGCGGGAUUGGGAUGAUGAAUGGACACUUAGCAGGUAACAUGGAGGGGAUGGGUCUGUCCGGGCACACCAUGUCACACUUGUCGACCAACAGUGGACAUUCCUACAUGGGAAGUUGUACAGGAUCCACUGGGAGUGAUUAUCCCCACCACGACAAUUCCGCCUCCCCUCUGCUCACCAGCGGAGGAGUCAUGGAGCCUCACCCGGUCUACUCGAGCUCAGCCUCGGCGUGGGCUCCGGCCCCCUCGGCCUCACUGAAUAACGGGGCCUCCUACAUAAAGCAGCAGCCUCUGUCUCCUUGUAAUCCAGGAGCAAACCCGCUGCAGCCAAGCUUGCCCACACAUUCACUAGACCAGUCGUACCUGCACCAGAACGGGCACAGUACUACAGAUUUACAAGGUAUUCCUCGGUACCAUUCCCAGUCUCCAAGCAUGUGCGACAGAAAGGAGUUCGUCUUCUCGUUCAACGCCAUGACGUCCUCGGCGAUGCACUCACCGAGCAGCAGCUCGUACUACCACCACCAACAGGUCGCCUACCAGGACAUCAAGCCCUGCGUCAUGUGAUGCCUCCACGCACGGACAAUCUGCAGACCAGAGGACGAUGUCACAAACUUGAGCCACGCAGCUGAGUUUGAACUGAAAAUGAGAACAAACGAGUAAAAUAACCACUGAGAAGCCGACUCAGCGGCCCUGGAGAGUGCUCGCUGCUUCAAGUAGACCGGACUACUUUUCUGUACUGUUUUACACAUCAGCGACAAAGACACGGAGACAGGCCAAUCACAAAGCAACCACAUAAUAAUAAUAUAUAAUAAUAAAUACUUUGUCAUGCCAUCAACAUCGACCGGCGGGGUAAAAGACUAGCUGUUUGAAACCCUGCUGCUGUUUGGUACUUAGUCCUGCAGAGCAGAUGACUACCACUUCACACUUUUCUUCAUGUUUAUACUUCUUGUUAAUGUAGGCCUAUGUAAAAAUGCACACGGCCAAUUUUUCUCCGUUUUUACUUUUAUUUUCUUUGACAAAUUAGACUGUUUUUUUUUUCUCCUCUGGACUUUCAAAAUUUAAUUUCAAAUUGAACAAUUAUGGACAUUCAUAUAAAUGUCCAUAUAUACUGUGUAAAAAUGAUGAAGGCACUUUGAAUAGCCUAUAAGCGCAACGGUUUUCUUUUUUUAUUUAUUCUGUAGACUUACAUAUUUUAAUUUCAGGCGAAUUGGCCAAGGAGGUAUAUUCUUUACUGGCAAUAUUUGUCAAAAUGCUUGUUAUUUGUUUUAAAAUGAAAUUCGAGGAUAUAUUGUAAGCACUGUUAUGUCGUUUGUGUUAGAUAUAUGUAGACCAUUACUUUCAGCACUGUAUACUUAUAUAUUGUUAGGAAUAUUAGUCCUUCCAUGGGGGCUGAUCUUUAGGCUAUAUUACAACAAAUCAUUUGUAAGAAAUAAAAUAUAUCUUUUGGGCUGUUUAAGCUCAAAUGCACCAAAAACAAGACAUAUGUCGAGUCUAUGACACACCCAGAAUUGUUUGGAUUUUUUUUUUUUUUUUUUGGGACAUUGCAAACAUAUGUGUGUACAUCUAAAGUCGGUGAGCAUUACUAUACCCCCAAAAUUAGCGGUGAGGCAAUUUCCGCUUUUGAAACACUACAAUAUUUAAAAUUCAAUAGAAUGACAUAACUUUAUAGGCUUGUAAUUAAUUAUUAAUCAAGCAAACUAAAUGGAGGAUAAACGGAGUCCAUGUGGGUUUAAUCUACUAAAUAUUGGGUGACGAUGAAGCCAAAAAAUGUGUAUGUCUUGUUAUGAUGCAGUCCAUGACUGAGGUCGAAGUCUAACAUUUUUUAACAGCCUGUUUUCAGCUGGCAGCAGCAGGACAUGCCUGUUAUUGUAAACUGACGAUAAAUGAACAGAUCUGAUUUUCCACAAAACAAUGAUUAAUUGAUUAGAGGUUUUAAAUAAAUGGUUUUAAAAGUCAGUCGCAUGAUGCCCUCUGUGUAACGAGAGUGUACGCAGCAAUUAAGGCGGAACAAAUCAGAUGCAGAGAUCUCACCCGCGUUUGGUUGCAGGGUAAAAAAGCUGCGGCUGCAUUACUCCUCCUGAAAAAUCAUUUCGUCCAAAACAAUGUGUCUGCUCAACAGCUCAGGGGCUGAAGGUAUAUCAAGUUUUAAACAAUCUUUACAAAAAAUGGAAUUGAGGACAAAAAAAAUAAAAAUAAAUAAUCACCAACUUUAGGGGAAAAUUGGUUCAAUGGAUUUUACAUUAAACAAGAGAUGCUUCGUUCCUUCUCUUAAAACACUCUUUACUUCUUAAAUAUUAAGGAAAUGGGAACAUCAAAAUGUAUUACAGAGGCACAUAAAUAAAAUGCACAAAUUAUAAAUAAGUGGGGUAAUUACACCAUGGAAAUACUACAGCCACUGGUUAUAUGUGCAAAAGGCACAUGAGCCAAUUUUCCUAAAUGCUCUUAACUCCUUUUUUUUUUUUUUGUUUACAGCAGUUGCAAAAUUCAUAAUUGUUAUUUUUACCAGCUACUCAGGAUAUCAAAUUAAGUCUUAGCUUCAUAAAGUCUGUGAUGUGAAACUAAUAAUAGGUCCUCCAAAUGAAGAAAAACAGGGUGGGCAGCAAUCUGUUUCAUGAGCAUCCGUACACUGCACUGCACACGCAGAUACAGUAACUGAAUUGUAAUUUAAGAUGUCCUCUUGUUCAUUUUAUUUUGGAAGUAAUGCUGUCGAGGCGUGUGUGCACACAUACUGUACAUCUGUACGUCAGGCUAUAAACAUGCUGUGUUUUAAUACUUGUGUAGCUUCGAAAUCUCACAACAUGACCACUGACUGAACCCUAGGAAAAUGAGCAUGCCAUUGAGCACAGGGAUAAGAAGGUAUCAACAGCAGUGGAACAGCGCAUUAACAAACUGAUGACAUUUGCCGAGGUUCAGUGUUCUGGUGGGGCUCAAGGAGUGAGAAGGGGCUCCACAGCUGUUCCCUCGCCAGGCCUGGAUGACAGCUCCAUAAAAAGCCAGAGGCCUGCUCAGUGCAGACAGACAUACUGUGUGCUUGUGUCUCAAUACAGUCAAGACUUCAGUGAAAACAGGACACUUGUCUGGAACAGCAUGACAACGAGUGAUACAUGCAGGUACAGUGCAGAAUCACAGAAAAAAAUAUUACAGGGGACAAGACACAGACUAUUUGGUGCUUAGAUCUGCAUGUGAUGUAUGAUUCACUCACUAUUUCACUUUGAGCUCAUUUUUUUUGCCCAGUUUAAAAAAUAUUUAAAACAAGGCAACAAUGAAUUUUCACCCUAAAUGAUGAGUUAACUAUCAAGAAACACUAACUGGAUAUAUAAUCCAAAGUUUGCUCUAAAUCACUGCUGCAACAGUUAAAAAUUGACCUUUAAAUGAAUGGUUUUGUAUUUGUGUGUAAACCAUCAGCUGUCUGAGUUUCAUCAAACUCCAAUCAGUAGUUUAAGAUUCCUAAGUUAAACUUUAAUCCCUGUAUCUUGAGUAAAUAAUCAGUUUUAUUACGAUGGAUAGUUUGAGGGGUAACAGGACUAGUACUUUUAACUGGACUACAGUUUUUGUUUGUUUGUUUGUUUGGUAUCCAAAAAGCACAAUUAGAGUAAUUUCUUAAAUGCUGCAAAACCAAUGUGCAGAUGCAUCAUUUCUCAAAUAUUUGUCAAGAUCAAAUUAAGAUGUUCAACAGUUAAAAAAAAAGAAGAAGAAGAAAAAAAAAGACACUAAACCAGAAACAGUACAGUCAAACGUUUUAGUAGUGGACGUUAGAAUUUGCUACAAACAAAUGCAUCAACACUGCAACAGUCCAUCCUGGCAUGGUAGCAUAUUCUUAUCCAAGUGUUGAGGCUGCCUUCAUACUCAAACUGACCUAACCAGGACAGAACACCAUGGAUAUGUUAUUUUUAAAAGCUACAAAUAUCACUGCUUAAAUGUACAAUGUCUAUUUCCAAAAUAUUCUGAAGAAAACCUAAGCAACGAAAAAAAUCAAAAAUCAUAGCUCCAACAAGGCUAUUGGCCUCUAAAUGUGUUAUUUUUUAAGGAAACAGAUGCUUACAGUCUGCAUCUAGAUCCACACCUUAGUCAAAAUGUUGUUAUGUUGAGGACAAGAGUCAGAGCCAUCACAGCUACAUUAUGGCUAUUCAAUGUUUUACUAUUACUAUAGACUGUAAGCAAAAUGGCCUAACAAUUUCUAAUACGUUCAUGUCUUCUAAAUUUGGUUGUAUCUGCACAAGAUGUUCAAAACUCGAGACAAUUUAUGUCAAAUGGACCACAUCUAUUUGACGAUUUGAAAGUGAAAUAGAAAAAAAAA
This is a messenger RNA of Larimichthys crocea (large yellow croaker), 5207 nucleotides long. It is a transcript of the gene foxf1, whose product is annotated as forkhead box F1. NCBI's taxonomy places the organism in Eukaryota, Metazoa, Chordata, Actinopteri, Sciaenidae. Gene Ontology annotation, biological process: regulation of transcription by RNA polymerase II; animal organ morphogenesis. Gene Ontology annotation, molecular function: DNA-binding transcription factor activity, RNA polymerase II-specific; RNA polymerase II cis-regulatory region sequence-specific DNA binding. The coding region runs from base 332 to 1474 and encodes 380 amino acids. The record is from RefSeq and is a predicted model, not a curated record. The transcript is spliced from 2 exons. Gene Ontology annotation, cellular component: nucleus.